Mercenaria mercenaria is the source of this 486-nucleotide messenger RNA. RefSeq lists its product as uncharacterized. NCBI's taxonomy places the organism in Eukaryota, Metazoa, Mollusca, Bivalvia, Venerida, Veneridae. The transcript is spliced from 3 exons. The record is from RefSeq and is a predicted model, not a curated record. The annotation marks the transcript as partial. Gene Ontology annotation, molecular function: protein binding.
AUGGCCGUGGUACGAUCGCAUUGCGAGGCAGUGUUCCCUCAAGCAAAUAGCUGUGAGGUACGAUCACCUGGCGAGACAGUGUUCUCUCGAGCAAAUAGCCGCGGGUACGAUCACCUGGCGAGGCAGUGUUCUUUCGAGCAAAUGGCUGUGGCAAAACCUUCAACAUUUAUGACGAAGGCUUCAAACGUCGCGUGUAUUGAAAAAUCUAUGAUACAGUUUGAAAAGGUCCAUACUAAUGACGGUGACAAUUUCAAACCCGUUCCAGGUAUUUAUAUGGCUCCAGUCGACGGCAUUUACGUCUUCAACCUUGCUGCAAUUUUGUCCGACGGUGUUGAACUUGGAAUUUCACACAAUGGCGAUGUAGUCGGACAGGCAGAUAGUGAUAUGAAGUCGACGACGGUUGUUAUAGAGCUGAAAACUGAAGAUACAAUUUAUGUUAAAGUUAAUUUGACUCCAGAAAUGCAUUACUAUCAAACUGCACAUUCA